This is a messenger RNA of Lymnaea stagnalis (great pond snail), 27563 nucleotides long. The record is from the annotation of a GenBank genome assembly. Lineage: Eukaryota; Metazoa; Mollusca; Gastropoda; Lymnaeidae.
CACUUCCGGGAGUAUCAAUACGCAAAGGAAAGCUAGUACUCGUAUUAAAGUCAUCCCAAACAUAUAUACAAAUAAAUUCAUAUUAUACAAAAUAAUUAAGUACAUUCAAAAAUGGGGAACAUAGAGUCUCUCUGAUUGGUGAUAAGUUAUAUGUAAUAGAACACGCUAUAUAGCGCAUUGAUUGGGUCCGGCUAUAUGUGAGUUAUAAGGCGCUUGUUACUGCUGGACAAAAGACAGGAAAAACAAGAAUUCUGUUGUGUUUGUGAAAUCUCUGAAGAAUAGAAGCCUUGCUCAUCAUUAAAGGAAGUCAUAAUGUGAUCAUUUCGGGCUGGGACUGAUCAUUAGACUUAGUGGUAACAUAAGAUGUCUGGAACUGACAAUGAAGUUUUUUUCAAAAUAGAUAUAGAUGGGGCAACCUUAUCAUCCUUCUUAUGACUUGCUACUUCUAGAUUCAGUCUUUCUUCCUUUUCGUUCCCAUAUUAAGUUCUUGGUCUUGAGAACAGAUCAAGUAUUAUUAAGUAUAUAUACUCACUGUCCUUAUUACUUAUGAUUAGAUCAACAUCUAAUCAUUUCGAUAAGGACUCUUUAGUUCCUAAAAUAUCCUAAAUGACUACACCGAAAAAGGAAUUCGAGAAGCAAGACGAAUCAACACGAAGGAAGUCCGCCAGUUCUCGCGGUAUGCAUAACGGUCAGCGACAAGCAUCAUCCAGUAACACUGGAGUGUUGAUGGUGGGUCCCAACUUUAGAGUUGGCAAAAAGAUAGGUUGUGGCAAUUUCGGAGAAUUACGAGUAGGUAAGGACAACCAGAUAUCGUCAUUUGAGAUAGACCUAUUAUUGCAAAUUAUUUAUAGGUAUAUGUUUGAUUUUAGUCCCUUUAGAGUGCGGGUACUUUUUGACUUAGUGUUUCUUCUAUUUUUGGCCUUUUACCUCGUAAUUUAACUAUGCUUCUGCUUGAAAUUUUUUUUUUUCCUGCACUUUAAGUUUAUUAACAAAGUAAACCAAAUUCUGUCGCAGAGUGAUUAUCACUUAACAAGUUUGUACAAGUGCAAAAUCGCAUUAUCGCAGUCUGCUAACUGGUAUUAAAUAUAGGUCAAGUGCUGGUACUAAACCAUAUCAAAAUGAGUUACUCUGACCAUUCUAAAAAUAGAUUUUAACUGCUGCUACGAUCUUAAACAAUAUGAAAUUUCAUUAUAUUAUUCAAUGUAGGUACUUUGAUACUCUGUAAGCACAGCCAAUCAAGGUAGUCCAAGAAUAAGGACAAAACUUAUAACCCAGUUUUGCACACGUCUACAGUGACUUCAGUUAAUUAAUAUUUUUGUUUCUCUAUUGUUCUCUAUUCUAACUGUAUCGAUGUGCCCACCGUAAAUUAUAAAAAAAUUAAUAUGACCAGAUCAUAAGCUUAUAAAACCCCCCCCCCCACAGACACACAUUUUCCUGCUAACACAUUUUCCUGCAAUAUUUCCUUUAAAAUGUGCUUUUGAAUGAGAAAAACCAAAACUUGUCCAGCUUGUUGAGUUAUUACUGGAGGCGCCAUGGUAGUUAGCAAUGAAAUAAUAAUUGCCAGAUUAUGAUUUAUGUUUUCUGUUGUUAAUUUUAAAUGAAUGAAUAGUUCUUUUUUUUUUCACUUAUUGAUUUUCUGCUGUCCUAAAUACUGAUACCUAGUCGAAAAAAAUCCUGCAAAUAUUGGGGUGGGGUGGGGGGGCGUGUGGAGAGAUGAUGUCCCCCCACCCAAAUGACGCCCUUGGUGCAAAUCCAAAGCCAUUAUUUGGCAGACAUGCAUUCUGUAUUGUGUAUAUUGCAAAUAGAUAAGAGUUGUGAUUUCUGUGUAGCUUCUCAUUUACUAAUACAGUGGAACCUCUCAUAGCGAGCAUCUCUCAUAACGAGUAAUUGGCAUAACUAGCAAAAAAAAAUGUGAAGAAGUUGCUCCCUUAAUGAGCGACAUUUCGCAUAACGAGUUACGCAGAAAGGGGAAGUCCCUUUUUCCCUCACUUCUUCUUGGAAAAAUCUUUGGCCAGAGAGUGUUGUUGAAUGUGAUUGUGAAACAGUAAAUGUGAAUUCUACAGUUAAAGAGAUUGUGUCAUUGGCCAAUAUCAUGGGACUCUAGGUGGAAAACAACGAUAUUGAAGAGCUUGUGAAAGAGCACAGUCAAGAGUUGACCACCAAAGAGCUUAUGGAGUUACAUCGAGUUUCACAGCAAGAAAUUAUGGAGGACAGCUCAUUAAUGGAGUAGGAAGUAGCAGAGUAACAAUCUUCUAGCGCAAAAAGAGAAAUGCUGAAAGCAUGGGAAACGGUUGCAUCGUACAUUGAGAAGCAUCACCCUAAUAAGGAGGUGGCUAUUCGUGCUACAAAUUUAUUCAAUGAUAAUGCUGUGACACAUUUUCGUCAUUCUUGAAGCGUCUGCAAAAACAAAUGUCUUUAGACAGUUUUCUAGUUAAAAAGGAUUAAUUAUUUGUCAUAAAUUCAUAUUUUAUUUACGUUUUUUGUUUCAAAUCUAAAUUUUAUUCCAAGUUGUUACACUCCUUAACAAUUCAUAAGUAAUUUUAUUUGAAUAAAUGUUAAUACAAAUUUUUGAAAAAUUAGUAUUUUUUUCAGCAUGGAACGCAUUAUCGUAUUUUACAUUGAUUUGUAUGGGAAAAAUUGUUUCGUUUAUGAGUGUUUCGCUUAACGAGUAAGAGUCUGGAACGAAUUAAACUUGUUAUGAGAGGUUCCACUGUAUUUUUAAAGUUUUACUGUUUGAAAUUGGAUUCAUAAAGACUACUUUUGUUUGCGAAAUAUGUUUUAAUGUUUCCCUUGGCAAUGCCACUAGCUAUUAGCUUUCAAUAAUUUUUAUGGCAUCAGCUUUGUAUUUUAUCUGGGAGAGCUGGCGGGACCAGAGUUGUUAAUUUAUCCCCACCAUUAUUGUGGUUUGAGGUUCAUUUCAUAGAACUUUUUUCUCUUGCGUCAUUUCUACAUGAUCAACUGAUUCAGUCCUUUAGUUACAUUAUAAAUUCAUCAGAUUUAGUUUCUUGGGAUAAUAAUUUUGAAUAUGCACUUAGAGACAGACCAAAUUUCGGUUUUGGCACCGAAAGUUGUAAUUUGAUCAUUUUCGGUAUAGUUUUGGUUUCUGUCGAAACAGAAAAGUUAACUUUUAGUUGAUUUUCGGUUUCUGUUAUCUACAUGAAGUCAGACUGUCACUCUUUCUGUCUGUAGGCAAUCCGAUAUUCAUUAUUGCUUAAUGUAUGGUCGCCAUGGUAAUGAUAUAUGACUUAACCUCUUGAAAACACUGCUUACAGCUGCAUGGUGACCUAUUUGUCCAAUAUUUCCAAAAAUAAAAUUACUUUAGGCUUAGGAAAAGGUAUAUAGCUUUGUAAGGGUAUGAUAAUAUUUAUAUUAUUAUUUUGUUUUAAUUUUUUUAAAUAUAAAAUUUUUAAACCCUAUUUUACAUUAUUGGACUAGUAAUAGUAGGUGGAAGCAAGCUCAAAUUAAAUUUUUGGGAUAGUAUUGAUUUCGGUAUUCUAAAAUUAUAUUUUAAAAUUUACUUCGUUUUAUUCAAAUAUUUAAAGAUUACAAAAUUUUAAAACUCUCUUAUUGAUUGCUAUCAAGAGCCAAUUAGGUUCUCAGUGAAGAUUUAAAAAAUUGCUAAUUUUGGGGGGGAGGGGGGGGGGUAGUGUGUGUCCGCAAUGACAACAUGAAAGGGGUAGCAUUCAAGGGAAAAUUGUUAAUUGACCAUUUCACAGUUAUUUCUGAUCCAAUUUGAGUGGUGAACAGGAACUUUUUGGUUCCAUUGUGUUAGGUUGGCUUAAAAAAAAAGUAUUUAGGAUGUUUAUAGCUUACCCAAUGGUCAAAGUGACACAGCGAAAACCGGAGGUUCACCUCAUUGUGUAAAUUGUAUGAGCAUCACCAUAUGUCAUGACAAAUAUUUUAUGCAACGGAUGACAAAAUUAAUUUAUUGUUAGCAAACUGUGAUUGUUUAAUAGCCACAAAAGUAUUUCUGUCAUUUUUCGCUGUUUGCAGAAAGUGUGCCCCAACAAGUUUCAAAAUACCGAGUUAUAUAUGUUUCAGUGUUGGCAGAAAGUCUUGUUGAGCUUUUGGUUUUGGCGAAGAGUCAUUUUUAGGUGUUGGUUUGGGUUUGGUUCUGCCGAAAACAGAAAAUCCUAUUCGGUCUAUCUCUAUUAUGCACUGAUAUUUUGUGAUGUUGAAUAAUUAUGUCAUGUUAAUUGUUAAGUAACAUAUUUUAGGAUAAAAUUCGUAAACACUUUCCAUGUGAGGGAAUGAACCAAGACAAUUUCCAAUUCCAAGAGCACUUUAAUGUUAAAUUAAUUUAAAGAAAUUAUAAGUUCAACCAUCAUUGGUAGAUUUAAUUCCCCUUUUAGAUUGAUAUUUAUGUUCAAAAGUUAUAAAAUAUAUUUUAAAUAAAGUUCUUUAUAUCCUCUUAAUUUACUAAUGACUAAUGUUCCUUCAUGUGAUUAAAACAUAAUGAUCUGUAUGGAAAAACAAAAAACAAAACCCCAAUUAAGAAAAAAAAUCAAAAUUUUGUAGACUCCGGCAGACCUAAUUAAAAUCAAAUUGUAAAUAUAAGAAAGUGAUAAAUAUUGUGAAUAGAUCUGCUUUAGAAAAAGAAAAUAGUAUGCUAAGUAAUUUGUCCAUCAGCUACUAAUGUGGUAUCUAAAAAUUAUUCAAUUUUAAAUUCUUGCAAAGACAUACACCAUUGUGUCGUAAUUCAGGUACAAUAGUGUAGUGUUUAUGUUGUUUCCGGUACCUUAUAUGUUAAUGGUCAUGUUCCAAAUUGUAGCUAAACUCUUUGUUUUUAUUUCACUGGUAUCUUUGGUUUAAAUUUGUUACGCCUAUAGAACCUCUUUGUAUAAAUUUAAAUGACUUUGUAUGAAAAGUUAACUUCUGUUACAUUUAAAUAAAGAGAAGGAUUAUUUACAAUUCCAUGCAGGAAAAUUCUUACGAAUUUCAUAAAAAAUUUAAUGUGACAUUUCUGAACUUAUUCUGCAAAAAAAACUUUCUUAAAAUGUAAUGUGAAUGUGUUCAUGGGAUUUUCAAAGAAAAUUUCAGUUCUCCUUUGAGAUUUUAAAGAUGUUUUACAAGUUGCUAGUGUAAUUCAUAUGUUAAAAAUACAUAGGCUGCAUAAAGAUGGUAAUGUUAAUGAAAUAUAUUAUAUAUUAUUAUAUAUUUGAUUGGAAUUAAAUCUUGUUUAACCUACUUUGCAUUUUAUUUCAGGCAAAAAUCUCUACAACAAUGAACAUGUUGCCAUUAAGUUGGUAAGUGUUUUUUUUUUCUUUCUAUAUUACUUAUUUACUCUGAAAAGUGUUUAAUUCAUUUUUUCAAUAUCAAUGUUUUUGAAAAAAUAGUUUAAAUUAAACAAACAUUAAAUGUGCUAUUCUUUCACUAAUCUAUUUAAAUAUGUCAAGUAAAGCUAGCAAAUGAUGUCUAUUUAUUGUAUUUAAACACAUUAUCAUAUCUUAUAUCAAUUAAAUAAGUAUAAUAUAAAGUUUUUAAUUAUAUUUAUUUGAUUAACUAAACUAAAUAAUAUAAGGAUGAAGAUCUAAAGCUAUAGGUAUUUUAAACUGUAUUAUCUUUUCCAUUUUAGGAGCCUAUGAAAUCACGAGCUCCACAAUUACACUUGGAAUAUCGGUUUUACAAGCAGCUUGGACAAUCAGGUUAGGUCUUUUAUUUUUUCAAAAUUUUAUUUUAAAUAAUGUAAUGCAAGAAUAGGUACAUUAUAUUCAUAAAUAUAAAAUAUGCUAUCAAAGUUAAAGAGACAAAUAUAUAUUUAUGAACAUUCUCAUUUGAAAUUGAUUCUCUUAUUAAUGAUAUUGGUUUCCAUUUAACAUACUGAUACUAAAAAUGACUUAGAGGGUCCAAAUGUUAUUAUUGUAUCUUUAAAGAUGUUACCGGUAUGUUAUUGUGCUUUUUUAAACUACAAAAAGAUAUUCUGUUAUUUACUAUCAGUAUUUAGUUUCAUUUGUUAAUUUAAUUUUUUUUUUACAUGGUUAUGCAACUUGAGUUCAGGUCCGAAUUUCUUUUCUUUUUUUUUUUUUAAAUUGUACAUUUACUUCAUAGGUUAAUAAUGUCUGCACAGUUUUCAUAGAAAUCCAUACUACAAAAAGAUAUUCUGUUAUUUACUAUCAGUAUUUAGUUUCAUUUGUUAAUUUAAUUUUUUUUUUUACAUGGUUAUGCAACUUGAGUUCAGGUCCGAAUUUCUUUUCUUUUUUUUUUUUUAAAUUGUACAUUUACUUCAUAGGUGAAUAAUGUCUGCACAGUUUUCAUAGAAAUCCAUACUAAAAAAUCCGGAAGCCAACCAUGAACACUUAAAAAUGAUAUGCAGUUUUGUUUGUUAAAAUCAUUAAAAAAAAUUCAUUACUACAGUUCUUUAAACAAAGUCUGUUCGUUCUUGUUUUCAGGUUCAGUUCCAGGCAAGUAUAAUAUUAUUUUAAAGUUAAUUAAGAAGUAAGAGUAUUCAAAUUUGAAUUACUAUCACUUCAAACAUUAUUGUUUGCUAUUACUAAGAUUUCAAAUCACUUUAAAGAGAUUGGAAUUAAAUCUUGUUUAACCUACUUUGCAUUUAACCACAUUUCUGUUUUUUAGAAACCAAUUCAUUCUAAUUGUUUAAAAAUUACUUUAAUAUGCUUUUCACACAUACAAGUUCUUUCUUGCACGUCUAAAAUAUUUAGCUUUUAUUUGUAUAUCAAAGCAAUGAAAAAGUUCCAUCCUUCUCUUAUUGAUGUCGGUUAGUAAAAGGGCUGGAUUACAGAUCUGGCUCAGCCAGGAUCUAGACCCAUUUAACAGCUGCUAAGUAUUGAUUUUCCAUUCUUGUGACUAAAGUUAUUGAGAAAGCCUUGACCAGUAGAUUGAUGGUCUACACCAGUUGACACCUUGUGGCAACGCAACUCCUUUAUAAAGAAUUCCCUGACACUAAGCUUGUUAUCCCCACAAUAAUGGGGUAGAGUUGCUUUGGCUUCUGAUUUGUAUUGGGAUUUUCCACAUCUUCUGGAAAGCUUUUUUUUUUUUAAAUUUUAAAAAAUUCUCUUUGAGCAGGAGUGGGCAACCAAAUGAGAUAACUAAUAAAUACACAGUAGUUUAGUUUGAUCUUGUUGUGUUAUUUUGCAUUUUAUUAUGAUGAGCAUUAAGAAUAGAUAAAUAAUUCUAUACAGAAUUUAGUGGGUUCUUAUUUUAACAUUAGAUGUAAUUACUUGUGGACCAUAAAAGGUUUAUUAGCUAUCAAAGUGGAUUGUGAAGCCUUCUGGGUUGGCUACCCCUUUCUUUGAGCAUUAAUGGUUUAAGAGAGAAAAAAAUGACCCUCCAAUUUUUAUUGCUUUUAAAAGCAGUAAGCUAUAUUUCUUAACAAUUCAUAUUGUUUUUUAUUUUUUUUUUUUAAAUGGAAUUUUGUGUGUGUGUGUUUUGACAUCACCCUCGUUAUUUGUUAAUGUAAUAAAAAUAAAAUAUUUUGCAACUCAUUUCAGUCUGUCAGGUGAAAGUAUAUAUUUUCACAUAAAUUCAUGGAAAUGCUGUUUGUGGAUUGUAUGAUUCAUAUAGACUUUAAAAAAACAAAAAAAAACAGCUAAUAAUUAUCGUGAGGUGCGAAAAUUCACCAUUUAUUUGUGUUUAUUUCAGAGGGUGUACCCAAUGUGUUCUACUUUGGUCCAGUAGGAAAAUAUAAUGCUCUUGUUUUGGAGCUCUUGGGACCCAGUCUUGAAGAUCUGUUUGAUCUCUGUGAUAGAAAAUUUACACUCAAAACAGUGCUCAUGAUUGCCAUACAGUUGGUAUGUCCCCUUUAUUUUGGCGUGAAAUUGUUUGUUGCUAUUUUCGUAUACAAAUUUUGCACUUGAAUUAAAAAUAAAUAGAUAUGAAUUUAUUCAUUCUUUAAAAAAUGUGUAUAUUUUUAUGGAAACUACAUAAAGCCUUUAUCUUGUAUGAUUCUUUUAUGUGCGUACAAGAAAGAAAAGAAAUACAGUGAUCCCUCAUUUAUGGCGGGUUCACUUUUCAGAGUAUCGCAAAAUUUUUACUUGUAUAUAUCUAAUUUUGUAUAUAGGAUUUUUAGCUAUAUUGCAGGAUUUUUGCGAUACAUAGGUAUUUUUAUAAAUUUAUCAUUUCUAAGAUGAAAUAAUCAUUACUUCUGUGAUGAAAUAAUCAUUUUCUGGUCUAAAAAAUGAAAACAAUUUAAAUAUAUAUUUUAAAUCUUGAUUAAAACAUUAAAAUAAUAUUUACUCAAAAUAAAAUAUGUAGUGUACAUCACAUAAGUAGACAAAGACUCACACAUAUGGAAAGCUCUGGUUUAAGAAGGUAGAUAGUGUUUAAGAGCAUAUGAAGUGUUAGAUAGUGUUUAAGAGCAUAGGAAGUGUUAGAUAGUGUUUAAGAGCAUAGGAAGUGUUUAUAAGAAUGUUGGAAGGUUAAUACAGUGUGGGAAAGGUUUCUAAGAAUAUGAAUGUGGUGAGGAUUUAUAAAGCCUUAGAAUAUAUAUAAAUAAUAAAUUAAAUAAGGUCGCUACUUCAUGGACCUUCGUCUAACUGUAACCGCUGGCAAUAGAUGAGGGAUCAUUGUAUUAUUUAUUAUUUUCUGCAGAUAACACGUAUGGAAUAUGUCCACUCAAAGCAUUUGAUAUACAGAGAUGUCAAACCUGAGAACUUCUUGAUAGGAAGACAAUCCACCAAAAAGCAGCAUAUCAUCCACAUCAUUGACUUUGGUUUAGCCAAAGAAUAUAUAGACCCAGAAACUCACAAACAUAUUCCAUAUAGAGAGCACAAAAGCCUGACAGGGACAGCUCGGUACAUGAGUAUAAAUACUCAUCUUGGCAAAGGUACCAUAUCAUAUUGUUAUAAUAAAAUUUAAUUGCUGUAAUUAUCCACCAACAUGACACUCAACCACCCCAAUCGUCCCUUAGACCCCUGAUUGUCUUAUUUAAUUUGAGCUAUUGAUAAAACUGUUAAUGACAAAGAAGUGAUUUUCUUCUAGCUCCUAUUAAUAUCCAAAAUGUUGCUUGUUUCAUCGGGUUUAACUAAUGCUUCGUUAAGAUUCUUACUAGAGCACUACUACAUAUAAAUUUUAAUUAAUGUUGCACAUAUCUUUCUGUUGCAGAGCAGAGUCGGCGAGAUGAUCUUGAAGCAUUGGGUCAUAUGUUUAUGUACUUUCUUCGUGGUAGCUUGCCCUGGCAGGGUUUAAAAGCAGACACGUUGAAAGAAAGAUAUCAGAAAAUAGGAGACACAAAAAGAGCAACACCAAUUGAAGUUCUAUGUGAAAAUUUUCCAGGUAAUGUCUAAAUUCCUAUUGCUACACUAUCCUAUCUAAAACCUUAUUUUAUCAGUUAGUUUAGGAAAAUCUGUUUUGAUUGAGGAGAGAUGAAAAAAAGUUUUCACCUUAUGUUUCCUGUACCAAGGAGUUUUAAAUGGAACUUUUUGUUUUCAAAUUUUUAAAAUUGUCCAUUGAUAAGAUAUAAAUAUUUGUUUUCUUUGCUUAAUCUAAAAACUUAACUUUUUCUAGACAUGAACAAUUUGGGAUUAGCCUUUGCUUUAAUCAGCCAUGAUCAGAUUGUAUGUAAAUUUUCCAAACCUGUUGUGGUUUCUUUGUUUGAAAAUUGUUCAUGAGCAUGCUUGAUUGAUAUCUGUGAUGCCUGACACAUAACCUACACUUUUGCUUAUACACAAAAAUUGUUUUUAUUUCAGAAGAACUAGCCACAUACUUACGGUAUGUUCGAAAGUUGGACUUUUUUGAAACACCGGAUUAUGAUUAUUUGCGGAGACUAUUUACAGAUCUUAUGGAUAAAAUGACAUAUGAAUGUGAUUGGCAGUUUGACUGGGUUGGAAGACAGGUGGUUAGUAGUUUUUAAAUAUACAUUUCUUUUUCUUUUAUAUUUCUUAGUUAUGUAACGAGGAAGAUGAAAUUUUAGUGAUGGUGAAUGUGAAUCAAAACCAGACACCAUCCUCCCAAUGACCAGACAUUAAUUUUGAAUUUGUUUAAAAUUUUCUUGUCUAUCUUGGACAGGUUUUUUUUUUUUUUAGAAAUGGCUAUUCUUCCCUAUGGCAAACUUUUCCAAAACACACCACUAGAAACUAAAAUCCAUGUUUCUCUAAAUUUCUAGUUAAAUUGCAAGUUUUCUGUCCUGAUUAAACUUAGGUAUUAUGUUCCAUUUUCAGUGACAGUUUUUGUUUGUUUUGUUGUUUGUUUGUUUUUUUGGUAAAUAAUAAAAAAUUUGUUUAAAGGUGUUGAGUUUUACACUGUUUGAAUUUCUAAACUUUACGGACAAGAAUUGGACUAAAUAAUUUUAAAGUCUCAGCAUAGUGACAUGUCAAGACAGUUGGGUAAUAAGUGGACACAAAAACAAAGGGAAAACAAAUCCUAACAAUUAUAGCUCAGGAUUAGAUUAAUGCCAACAAUAUAUAUAUAUUUAUUUAUUUAUUUGUUUAUUUUAAGGAAAAUUAAAAAUAUCUUUAAAUAAUAGAUAAACCUUGUAACUCACUGAGCUGUUCUUUAUAUAAAGUUUCAGAUACUUCAUACAGUUCUAACCGGGCUUAAUUUUAAUGGGCUGUUUUGUUUUUUUAAAAGUAUAUUUCAAACUUGAAGAAUGUCAAGUCCCUUUAAUCAUGGUAGUUACAAAAACUAUACAAACAUAGAUCUGAAUAGCUUAAUCAAUACAAAAGCUCAUAUAUUCAGGAACUGGCUUGUUAUCUUGCAAAUUUCUCAACUCCCAUUUUUUAAAUUAAAAAUGUAUGUUCUAUAUCCUUAAAGUGGUGAAAUGGACAGUGUUUAACAGAGGGCUCCUGAAUCAAGUGAGGGGAGAAAUAUGUUCAUUCAAAUUAAUGAAUAUGUUAAAAAAAAUCAAGCCCUCUUUUUUGGUCUCAAUGAUUGUUUUAAAAGCUUUCCAUUAAUCAUUUUUAUUUCACUAUACCUUCCUAAUGAAUGUUGUGGGAUAGAUGUUGUGAAGUCAUCCCUCUUUUUGUUUUUGAAACCUCUUGAGUUUUUAUAUUUGUUUACAGUAAACCACGAAAUCAAAUAUACUCCUCUCUAAAUUCUUGCACUGAAUUUCAACUUUAAGCUUCAGUAUGAUUUGGAAGGCUUUUUAAAAAAUUCUUCAGCUGGUAUUUUGUGUCUUUGUUUAGUUUAUGUAAAAUGAUUACUGCUGUGAUUAUUGAUUUUGUAGAAACAGGUAUGUCAGCAGGGUUAAAUUUAAAAAAGAAAUGUAUAAUUCUUCGCCUUUCGAUCGCCAGUCCACUCCACAGAGUGUUGUUGAGCAAACUGUAUCUCCGCAGAGGGAUCCCGUCGUGGGCAGAGAGAGGCAUACUGCCCAGCAGGUAAUUUUAUCAUCAGCCAUGUAUGUGCUGGAUAUACCUGUAGCUCUCUGCUCUUUGUUAUUUCAAUCUCCACAUGGACUGACUUGAAUAUUCUUCCCAGUGCACAAAAUUUAGAUUUUUGUUUUAAAUUACCAUUUCUGCAUCAACAGAUAUUGCAUACUUAGAAGCAUAACUUUUUAUCUGUCCUGAUGACUCCUAGCUAACAGUGUGAAUAAUUAUAAAACUGUAUCUUGAGUGAAAGUACGCCCCAUUUCAAAACUAACUGUUUCUGGGGGAAAAUUGGCUUGUUUAUUUUCCUAACCAUGAUUUUAAUCUGUUCUUCUUAGCUUUUGGUUUUGAUGGUUAGAAAUAUAUAUUUAACAUCACAUAUAUUCCCUUUUAUUAUUUCGAUAUUUUGCAAACUAAUUCAAUCCUCUAUAUCCAGAAGAGACCAGUUACUUUCAUUUGAAAUUCUUCCUUAUUUUUUAAAUCAUAAUUAUAAAUAAUUUUUUACUCUUAGAUUUGAAAGCAUAUGCUGAAAAUUGUUUGCACAGAUGAAUAAUGAUCUAUUGAAGAUAUUCCAAACAAAAUAAUUAUUAUAAAGACAUUCUACAUGGGUUGUUAUCUUUGAAAUAUAUAUUCUCAGGUAUCUCAGUCAAGUCAAAUCAAAUCUAAUUGGGGUAUUAAAUGUCUUUUAAAUGAUGCUGUCUUCUUCAAUUUUCAUUCAUUAUUAUAAUUUUAUAUCUUGGGUCUUUCUAUAUCAUUAAUUAAAAUAGUGUAUGUUUGGGUUGGGCUCAAAGGAAGAAAUCUCUUUUAUAUGAAAACUCUCAAAAUAAGCUAAACUCUCCUUUUUGUUUUAAACUAAUUAUUUUGUUAGAAAGUCUCAUAUUAUUGUUAUCUAAUCUUUUCAAGAUACUUAAAGUUGAUAUCUUGGUUCUCUAAAUCUAUGUCACUGGACCAUUUUAAAAAAAGAACACUAAUAAUUUCAGUUUGGUGAUCACUGUUCAAUAAAUGAAUUUAAAAUAGAAUGUUUCAUAAUUGCGACAUAUUUAUAGACUUGUAGUUCAAUUUAAAAUAUAGGAGUUUAAGGAGUUUUAUUUUUUGGUCUCAAGUUGCAUAUGAUAUUUGCUAAGAUAAAUAGAUUAUAAUCACAUUGCACAUUUGUUGAUCAGACAUUGGGCGAUUGUGUUAGUAAUAUGGAAUGAUUAUAAAACAAUGGACUUAACAUUUAUAGAAUAAAAGUUGGUCAAUAACACACACACAAAAUAUUUCAGCAAAGAAAGGGACUUUGGAAUCUUUUUCUUUCUCUGGAUUAAAAUUUUUUUUUUUAAGCUUUUGUUUUUAAAAAGCUAUUUUUCAUUGCACAAAUGGUUUGGACAAAUUUCUAUUAUUUUAUAGACUGCAUGUGCUAAUAAAGUAUAGCCACAAUGCCGUUACACAAAUGAUAUUAAGAAGUAAAGUCAAGGCUUAUUGUAUUUUCAUUCUUUUAUUUCUAUAGGAAUUAUCUGCAAUGGACCGUAUGUGAGGCAAUAUGCUGUCACUAUUAAAAUGAGCACCGUUUUAGAUAUUUAAGUUUUACAUUUAUCAUCAACACACCUUCAGGUGAUUGAACAAAAGAGAAAAACUUACAAAAAUUAUUAGAUUAGUAUAGGGGUACAUACUUUUCAAAAAUUAAUGCAGGAAUGUGAAAGAGGAAAAAAUAUCCAGUUCUUAUAUAGUAAAUAACUUUUUUUGAGACAACAAAAUUCUUAACUACUGCACUUGCUAAGUGACUUGCUGUAAAUGUUAUGGUUGGAACAUGUAUAAGUCAUAUGCUAUUGGGCUAAUGCAAACAUAAAAUGUACAAUUUAGUUACUGAUAUAUUGUUUCUUAUAAGUUAAUUCUUCCAUAUCAUAGUUUAUAAAAUAUUGGUGUAAACAUUCUGUUGGAUAUUUGAUUAAAGGCUAUAUUUUUAUGUCAAGCCCAUGUUAGAGAAAACAUGCUAAUAUACAUAGUCACAUUUUUUAGUUAUUUUCAUUAAUUCUCAAAUUUAUAAAGUAAUGUUUUAAAGGAAACUUGAAAUAUGCUUGACCUCUCUAGGAAAUGAUGUUACUGCCCAUUUUGACAAAAAUUGACUCAUUUUAUUUAAAUGUUAAAAAACUUUCAUUAAAAAUUUUAAAAUGUGCAGAUAUCACCAUGCACUUCUGAAAUGUUCUUAAUAAGUUGAUCUCAUAUGUGCAUUGUUUCACCAAAUCCUCUGGUAUUUACUUGUACCUCAGUUUAUCCCCUAACUCCAACUCUAUUGGUCAUUCUAAAUUACCAACACUGUCCUUAGCACCACUUAUAUUUUUUUUCCUUAUAACUUUAAAUUUAAAGACAAAAUUUUUUUUUAAAGUCUGCCUAUUUAUAUCCAGAUUCUUUAAGUUUAAGAAUAGUAACUCUGUUGUGCAUUUUACUAUUUACAUGCAUGACUGAAUUUUAUAUAUUACAAUAACAAAAGUGUUUAUCUAUCUGUGGUUUUUUUUGUUUUUUUUUUAGUAGGAAUCUAACGAACCAAAAGUAAUUUUGACCAUCAGAAAAAUACCUUCCAAUAUAUAUACAAUAUUUAAGUUAAUUAUUUUCAAAAGAGAUUAACCAGGUCUAUAGUAUUAUUUACUAUAGAAAUUGUAUUAUAGUAGUUAUUUAAAUAUUAUUGUCUUUUUACAAUAUCAAAAGUAGAUUAAAUCAGUUGUAAUACCACUAAUACGGUGAGAUGUAAAAAUUAAUAGAACCAUAAUCACCCUACCCGCUCGAUAUUAUAAAAGGUUGCAUUAUUUUGGUAACACUAGAAGGGAUAGUUUGUCCAUACUGGAAGUGCUCUAUUAAAUACCUUCUUAAGAAUCAUGUCUCAUCUUCCCUUAGAAUAAUCAAAUUGUAAUCUCUAUUUACUUUUCCUAAGUAACAAUUAUAGAGUUCAAGCCUGUUAACUGCUUAAGAAUGUCAGCUUAACAAAUUCCAAUGCUUAGUGCCUGGUUUGUCAGUCUGGCUGUCAACUACUGACCACCUAUGUAGGAGGGACCCAUGUCCCAUCGCACAAGCUGUUCUUUUUCCUCCUAACCAUACUGAUUUGCCUUUCAGUCUUCUAAUCAAAGGGGUCAGCAUGCCUGGGGUGAACAGCCACGACACACAUAUCUGGGAGACAACCUGGCCUCUAGUAGGCAUGGGGGUUCUGUACAGGUAGGCUUCCUUCUCUCAGCUCCACUAGGGGAGUUUGGCUUGAGAUUUUCCUAUUGCUUUCUGUGAUGUGUAGGUCGUGCUUGCCAAGGGUGGUCAGGCUGAAUGUGCCCCUCCUCUCAUUUUAUCAGUAGUUCAAAGCAUGUCUUUUUUAAAUGUUUUUUUUAAACUCCUUAGUAUUGUUAUAUUUUGUAACUGUUAGAUGCUGCUUUAGAAAUAACCAUGUCACCAAACUGUACUUUAAUACCUUAACAUUCUUAUCAUGCCUUGCAUUGAUUCACUAACUAUGCCUAAAUUUGAUCUGACUAAAUUUUCUGUUUUUUUCUCUCCCAUUUCUUCUUUCAAAAGAUUAAAAAAUCCUCUGAAAUAGUACACUGCAAUUUUGACAGGAACGAAGUUAUCUUUGAGGUUGUUUUUUUUUUGUAAUAAAAAAUGUUUCCAUAUCAUACUUUUAACUUCACAGCCUCAGCAUUUUUUGGAUCUCCAUUCUACCAAAAUGAGAUUUCUUAUCUGCUUUUAUUUGUAAUCAAAUGGUUGAUUUUUUUUGAAAAUACAUUCUUCAAAAUGUAUUUUAUUGGAUCAAUGUAAUUCCCCCUUUUCCCUUGUUCUACAUGUCUAAGGUAAAUUCUACAGAGCAUGUAACCUCUAAGUUCUUUACAUAAAAUAUUUUGAUGGUUCUUGAUCUUUUUCGUACAUCUUCUUUUUACCUAAAUUGAGCAGUGGUAUGGAAACUUUCCUCUCUGGAAUCUGCAAGAAAAUUACAUAUGCUGAAUAAUUAACUUCAUUUGCACACAAACCAUUACACAAACCAUACAAAAAGAAAGUGACAUUAUGAAAACCAGUAAAAAGGCCAAUUUUAUUGUCAACAUAAGAUUAUGCUGAGUAAACUAGCUUGCGGAUAUGUUCACAUAUGCACACUCAAAAAAAACAGCCACUGAUAGUUUUUUUUUUUGUGUGUGGUCAUUUUGUUGUUAAAAUCAUACUUUAUGCAUCAUCAUCAUCUGUGGCGCAACAGCUCAUGUAGGGCACUGGCCUUUUCCACCUCAUUAUUCCAUUUAGAUUGAUCCAUGGCCUUCCGCCUCCAUGCGCAGACCCCCAGCUGGUGUAAAUCCUUCUCAGUCAGUCCAUCUAAGUUGACAAGUUAGCCAUCUACCCUUAGGUUUCUGCCUGUAGAUCAAUUUUGCUGCUCCGGUAUCCUCGCAAGGUGUCCUGUAUUGCACAAUCUGCCUUUUUUCACUGUUGCUAUUAUGGAUGAGUCUUCAUAAAACUGAUAUAUCCCUUGGUUUGUAUGGAUUCAACAUCCAUCGUCUAUCACUGGAUUGUAUAGUUUCCUGACGAUUCUUCUCUCCCUUGUGGUGAGCAGGUUCUCUGCUUUUCUGUUAGCUCCUUGAAAGUAGCCACUCUCUCAAUAAUGUGGGACCUUAUUUUGAUGUUGUCAGCAGUAUGUAUGGUUUGUGACAUUACCAUAUAUUUUGUCUUCACUUCCUUAACCUCAGGACAACUUUAACAGAGGCAUCUUCAAGUUCCCAGUAGCACUAUGUUGUAUGCAUAUGCCAGGUACUGGCAAUUCUUGUGAAUUGGGAUUAUGAGUGCCGUUCCCCAUUCUUUUGUCAUUUCUUCCUCCUGUCAGUUUCUGAAUAUGAGGUCAUGUAUUUUCCUAUGCAGUUCUUAUCUAUUUAGUUUUAUCAGUUCUGCAGUGAUAAGGUCUAUUACUGGGGUUUUGUUAAUCUUCAUGGUAAAUAUCAAAUCUUUUUGUUUCAUUCAGUGUUGGUUUCCAGUCCUCCUUGUGGUAUAUAGUAAUUCUCAUUGGCUUCUCCAUGUGAGCCAUUAGUCAUCACUUCAAAGUAUUGUGAGCCUUGUUUCUUUCUACAUUCUGCAUCAUACCAACCUCUUCUUUCCCUGCCUGUUUAAAUCCUACUGUUUCCUUUUAUACACUUUUAACAAUUUGCUUCAUUUUUUACAAUUGCUUAUUUAUAUUGAUGUUGCUGGCCCAUUCCCUUUUGUAUAAUUCUAGUUGAGUUUGAAUCUUCUGUUGACAAGCCUCAUUGAUUUUUGGGUCUCUACUUAACUUCUGCCUUUUGUAGUGUUUUUCUCUUUUAUUUGGUUUAUUGUGGAUGUUACAAAUUCUUUGUUUAUAUUUGAUUUUUACAAGCAUAAGGUUUCAGUCUAUGUCUGCCCUUCUAAAACUUCAUAAUAUGUCAGAGCCAUGCCUUCACAGUCAAUGAGUAUGUGAUUUAUUUGAUUACGGGAUAAUCCUUCUGGUGAUAUCCAUGUAGCUUUUUGUAUUUGUUUGUGUGGGAAUAUUGUGCUGCUGAUGGUCAUUCCUUUUCCUGUUCUGAAAUCUUUUAGACAUGCUCUGUUGUCAUUGCUCUCAUCAUGCAGACUUUCUGAUAGUUGGUCUGUAAGCAGGUUCUUUUUACGAUUCACUCAUUGAAAUCUCCAAGGACUAUAUUUGUUGCUUGGGUUGGUGCCACAUCCAUUAUUAUUUCAAUUAUUUCAUAACAAAGUUUCCUUAAUACUGUCAUCUGCAUCUUCUAUUGGAAUGUGUAUGCAAAUUAACAUGAUUUUAAACAUAUUUCCUCUUACCCUUAUGGAGCAUAGUCUUUCACUCACAGGUUUGAACCCAAUGAUUGUAUAUACUGUCUCUUGUGACUGCAAACCCUACUCCUAAGGUGUUGGUGUCGUUUCCACAGUAAAAUUUUGUAUAUUCCUCAUUACUUAGUAUAUCCGAGUCGUUCCAUCUUAUCUCCUGCAGUGCAGCAAAAGUGAUUCUAUAUCUUAUCUAUUCAUCUCUGAGGCGGGCCACCAUCCAUUAAUCAUACUGUUGUCCAGGCAUGGGUGGACAUCCUAAAAUAUUGUUUGUGAUUUUGCUUUCGUGACAUUAGAAUUUUUGAUGUGCCAGGGUUGUCAGCCCUGCGCACUAUUGUCUGGGGGAAUAUCCCUUAUAGCUCUCAAGGUAGCUGCCUUUGUUUUUUUGCCUUUGUGGAUCCCCCCACUUCCUACAAGGCAGUAGGUUCUGAUUUUGGUCUGUGAUGGUUAAGGUAUUUCCCCAGCACCCACCAUAUCUUGUGGGCUUUCUCCCAUCCACCACCUGGGGAGACGCUUGAUGGAAGAUUAGUAUCUCUGCACAAGGUACUUGUAUGCAGGCCGAACAAAUGUUGAGGUCACAUGCCAUAGUUUGCCCUCUCCUGAAAUAGAGUGUACAAGAGUUAGGCUUAUUUUUGUGCUUUAAUCAUAGCACACAUUCAUUAACCAUUCUACUUUUAAUAACAUUAAAUUAAAAUUAUGGAUGAUUUUAAAAAAUGUAUGCAAUCUGAAAUUCAAAUGGUUAGUGGAUAAUAGUUGUAAACAGAUUAUCCAUAAGACCUAUUGAAAUUUAUAAGUACCUUAACACUAUUUCAUUUAUUUAAGGUCAUUUUUUUGCUUUCUCUUUAAAAACAAUUAAAACUAUUAUAUUCAUUAACAUAAUAGUUUUAAUUAUUUAUUGUAUGACUUAUUCACCAUUUCGCACAUUAGUUUGACAACUCUGUCUAAUAGGGAAGAACUAGUCAGCAAUAAUUUUCAUUUGGUGUUACAUAGUAGAACAUGGAAUGACCUGUGCCUGUCACUUAGUUGUUUUAAAAAAAAAAAAAAUUGUAUCAAACUUGAUUUGCAAAGCUUUUGCUGCAAUUAAAGAAAUGAUGAAACUAUUAUGUGAUGGAAACAGAUGAAAUGUGGCAGAGUUAAAAUAAUUGGUAACACAUAUUAAUAAUAAUUUGUAUGACACCCAGGUUUGAAUGCUCCACCUUACUCUGUUAAGUAACAUCACAUUGUUUAUACAUUGUGCAAUGAAAUCAUAGAUUUAGACACAUUUCAUUACAUCGUCAUCGGACCAUUUUUCUAAUGACAUUUUUUUUCCAUGUAAUGAAAAUCUUAAGAUUAUUGCAUCUUAAAAAGCAGCUUAUUUAUAUAUAGGGCUAGCUAAUCAAGGUCUGAUUGAAAUUCCAAUCAUGGAGGAACCAUGUUGUUCUUCUCAAUUGAUCAUUUAAAACUAUUUUUCAAAGUGAGCUGUAGAAUCUAUUUGAAAGGAUAUGCAGAUGGUAAUAGCCAUGAUAGCUAAGAAGGCAUUCUUAGGAAAAAAAAUUGACUUUUAUAAAUACCUUUUCGCAGUUUGUCAAUCAUCCUCCUAACUAAAUAAAUAAUUAUCACAAAAAAAAAAUGGAUACAGUAAAAAUAGGGAAAAUAAAUAGCCCAAAAUGCUAUGGUCUCAAAGUUCUUGCCCAUCUUAUUCAUCAAUUUCAAUAAUUUUAUGGAAUGGAGUGGUUUUAUUAACCUUUUUCAAAUUUAGGCAUGUUGCAACCAAAAAAAAAAAACGUGCUCUGGUGUAAUGUUUAUGUUAGUUGCAUUUACAUUUUUAUUGGAGCAAGGAUCUGAAAAGAUUAUGGUAACAUUGAUUUGAAGCGAGUUAUUUCCUUCUGGGAUGGGUCUUUUAAGUGGUUUCUGUUUGUCAUAUUUAGACAGUGUUUCCUUGCCAAGGUUCUUAAACUUAAUGCUAGUUAAGUGUUGUUUUCCCAUUCAAGGGUGUCAGCUGCUUUUUUGAUGUUAAAUUUAUAUGCUUAUAGUAUUACCCUCAAGGGUUACAUUUAUUAAUUUUUUUUAUUUUUAUAAACCCUAAAUUAAGGAUGGUUUACGGUUUGUUUUUUUUUUUUUGUUUUUUUUUAAUUUUCUAAGUUAAGUGUUGUUUUCCAAUUCAAGGGUGUCAGCUGCUUUUUUGAUGUUAAAUUUAUAUGCUUAUAGUAUUACCCUCAAGGGUUACAUUUAUUAAUUUUUUUUAUUUUUAUAAACCCUAAAUUAAGGAUGGUUUACGUUUUGUUUUUUUUUUUUUUUUUUUUUUUUUUUUUUUUUUAAAAAAAAAAAAAAAAAAAAAAAAGGAUGAUUUAGGGGCUUAUGUUAAAAAUUAUUUAAUGCUGCAUGACCUAUUAGAAAAAAACACUCAUGGCAUCAAUUGAAUAUUGAGACUGUUUUAAAGUUAAAUGUAUGUCAGGGCUUUUUUUCACAGUUAUUUUAAAUAGCCACCAUAACAAAGUGCUAAGGGAAAUUUGUGGUUGACCAUAUCCAAUAUGAGAAAUUAUGUAAUGGAAAUACUAAUUAUUAAAAAAUAACUUACUAAUUAUUUUAAAAAUCAUAUAUAUUUAGAAAACUAUUAAUGAAAUUAACUUAAGUUGUUAGGCCUAGUGUGGGCUUUAGCAAUUAACAUAGAUUUAAGAGGCCUUUGAGUUUAAAUUAUGAAACUUACUGGAUAAAGUAAAUUAACUUUAUAAUUGUCCCUGCCUUAUUUUGCCUCAUAAAACUUUCUGGAAAACAAGUUAAUCUUUAUGUUAAAUAUUGCAAAUGUUUUAGCUACCGGGUAUUUAUCAUAUUACCAGUACAAAUUGCAUAAUCCUGGCAUGAUAACAUUAGGGUUUACUUGCAAUUAACACACUCUUAGUGGUGGUAACCAAAAUUGUAAAGAUGGAUUAGUCACAUUCCAUCAGUGAUAUUGGUCACUGUUUGUAGAAUACUUUUUGUUGCUUGCAAUUUAAUGUUCCUUUUUUUUUUUUUAAAUAAAAACUCUUUGUUAAUAAUUUACUGCUUAGUAAAGAUACCAACUCUGCGAAGAUAUUUACACAUUUUUGUUUGUUUUUGGUUUACUAUUAAUUAUAGCUAAAUAAAAUUUAUAAAAUGUAUAUGAACUUUCAAUGCAUUGCUUUAAACUCCUUAAGAUUAUUAUUUUUGCAAACCAGGUAACACCAUACUUUGAAGUAGUUCAUAAAUCUGAUGAGCACAAUUUAUAAUUAAUUAGUAGCAAAAAAGAUUUUAAAAAUUUUAUGUUGUAAAUAUUUCUCACAUUUUUGUCCACAUAAUGGAUGUUUAUUUUAUAUUUGGCACCUUUUUUCUCUCUUACUCCUUAGGUGAUGAGCUCUGCAAAUGAACUAGCCCAAGAGGACCCAAUUGUGCCGUCUACUACCCCUAUCACUGCACAGCCUGAGGUCGAUAUCCCUGAUGAGACCAAGUACGUUACCACUAUUUGGUUCACGUAUUAAAUUCUAGUUCAAUUUUUUUUUAAGACACUUUAUUAAAUUUUGUUAAUGUUGUGGCAACAAGGUCACAACACGUUGGCACAACAUGUUGAUGACCUUUCUGAUAAGUUGUAGGUAAUGAUUUUUAAAAUUUAUAGAAUUGUUUUUUUUUUUUUUUUUUUUUUGUUGUUGCAAAAUUGAAAAGUGUUUCAUUUUAAAGGAAAAGUCGUAAGUCAUGCCCAGAUUAAUUUUUCUGUUUGUUUUUAUUUUUAAAAUUUAUAUAAUUUUUUUUUUUUUUUUUUUUUUUUUUUGUUGUUGCAAAAUUGAAAAGUGUUUCAUCAUAAAGGAAAAGUCGUAAGUCAUGCCCAGAUUAAUCUUUCUGUUUGUUUAUGGACCUUGAAGCUCAUGAAAACUCUACUCUUUAAGUUACCCUUACCCACAAUAAUGAGCUUGUUUUUUCCUCUGGACGUCCACUUCUGUCUUCUUGCAGGUGCUGUUUCUUCCGCCGUCGCAAGAAGAAGAAGGGUCGCCGCAGUUAAAAACAUGGUCUGUGUUCAUCUAUUCAGUUAGAACCUAUUAUAAAGUUACAGCUAGCACUGUUAUUGUGACUCAGAAAUUAAAAGGGAUUUCCUAUCUUAAUUCUAAGUAGGAUUAUUUAUCAUGGAGACUUAAUAAAAGUUAACAGUUUUUAUGAUUUUAAGCUCCCCAGAGGAGAAUUUGGAGUUUUCAUUCUGUCUGUUAAAAAAUGUUAAAAACUUCUUUAUAAAAUAACUACCUUGUGCUAUAUUUUUAUGUUUAAAAAAUAACUCUUAUUGUUUAUUAUAUUCAGUCCUAUUACAUUUUUAUACAGGCUUUAUUAAUGUUUUGCUACAUGAAAAUAAUACACAUUCAGCUAAUACUCAACACAAAUAUUGAUUUAAUAUUAUAUCCAAAAUGAUAAAUCCAAAAAAACAUUAUUUCUUUCAGAUUAUUUGUUAAUUAGACUUUGAAAUGGCUUUUCUUUCUCAAAAAUAUUUUUAAUUAACUUUUAUUUUUAUAAAAAAUUUAUAAUCAACUAUUUAUAGCCUUCAGAUUUUUUUAAAUGGUAAAUGACAUUCCUCUUUUCAAUUAUUUACUUAUUCAGGACAUAAACUGAAUUUUAAGAAUUACUUAUUAAUUAUGAGCAUUAAAAUAUUAACACAACCUUUUUUUUCUUCUUUUUGUUGUUAAAAAUAAUGUAAUAAAUAUGAAUCUAAAUAGCAAGGUUUUGAGAAUUAAAAAAAUUAUAGCUUAUUUAAAAUAUUACUAUGAAAGUAUUCAAGUCCUUCAUUAUUUAAAAAAAUAUUUUUUUAAACUUUAGAUUAACUAAUUGAAAGGCCUUCAAUUUACCCGUAUAAAUAAAUGUAUAAAGGCUAUCUUUUCUCUUCGUUGUUGCUUGCUUGUUUUACUAUCCAUAAAGUCACAUUUGCACAAAAUUUAGCAUAUCUUUUAUUUAAAUUUUUUUGUUUACAAAUUCCACAGGUGCUGUGGUUGCUUCAGAUGGAAAAAUUCAAGACCACGGGCAAAAUCAAAGCGCCAGAAAUGACGUAAAGCACUGAGUCACCAGAGGGAUGCCAAGCCAUUAAAUUCACCUGAGUUAUCCUGUGACAGCACCUCAGCUGAAAGCCCCCAUAUUUAUCCCAGUGUUAGAGAUGAUCAGUUUCCACCACAGCUUCCUAUAAUGUCCCCCUCACCAGGGGUCGGGGCCCUGUGGGGACAUGUCAAUCAAACCUUCUUAUGAUGAUUUUUUUGUGGUCAACCUCAGCUAAUAACAAUUUGGCAAGCUUUUAGAAAAAAUAAUUUUAAGGUGAAUCUGAUGAUGUCAUUCUGGUCUUCUCAAAGAGCUCAGUUUGUAAUAUUUAGAAAGGUUGAUUUAAGAUAUAACUGUACAAUAGUAGGGAUUCAUUCCAGUCUUUCUUUUUUUAAUUCCAGGUUUCACAGAUUUUUAAUUAUUUCUUUUAAAAGUUUUGCUGUAUCCACCCUCUUUUACACACUAUAGAUCAAACAAAAACACAAUAUAAAGCUAUAAUUGAAAAAAGCAUUUUUUAUUUUUAAAAAAAAGUUUAAGAACUUUAAAAGAUGUAUUGUUAAGACACUUAUUUCAGAAAAUUGUUAGUUACAGGAAAUCAAGGAAGAUUUUUUUAUUAAUAAUGUUUAAUACUUAUGUCACAUUUUUUACACAAUAUAUUUUUUUUAAAUGCAAGUUUUUAACCUGUAACCAAAUUUUAAAAGAAAAAAUUUAAGAAUCAGUAAGGUUUAGCAAGAUAAUGUUAAUCCAUUACUCUACGUCUCCUUACUCUUACCCCCCCUGAUGUGACUCAGUCGCUGCGUGUUUUUUUAAACAUAUGCAUGUUAAUGUACAUACCUUAAUUUUUUCUUCAUUUAUUUGUCAUGUUUGUUCCUCCCCGUUCAAGUGACCCCCCUCUUCCCUUCUCCAAAAAAAGGUUGUAAAUAUUGGAGUCAAGCUUGUAGCUUAUAACUAGUUGAAAGUGGGCAACAGUUGUCUUUUUUUGUUUUUAUUUUUUUAUUAUUUUUUUUUUCAUCUCACGUGGAUUUGGAUUGUUAAUUUACAAAUGCGUUAUUGCUCUGAUAAGCAAAAAUUAAGGGCUUUGCACUCAUCAUCCCACUUUUAAAGAAUAUUUAACUAUUUUUUGUGAAUGCAUAUCUCACUAGACAUCAUGUAGAAUUAGUUACAAUCACCAGAAGAAUGUGUCAAACAUUUGGAAACGGAAUCACCAACAAACCCACUCCAAAUUCACCAACUUUUUUUUUAAACAAAUAAUUCUUUUGUAAUGCGACAAUGGCAAUCUUCACUUUGACAAUUCAAGAUGCUUUAUUGACUCAAAAAUUUUCAUUAAUAUCAGAUGUCUGUUUUAUCACAUACCAUGUGUUCAUAUUUUUGUCACAUGGUCAUGCAAAUUUAGUUAAAGCCCAUUAUUUUAUACUGAUAAUUUGCUUUCUUUUUUAAAAAUAAACGCUUUAGGACUUUUUAAUGUAGAUUACAAUAUAAAUUAAUAUCUGUGCCGCACCUUUUCUUCCUACUGAACUAAAAUGCAAUAGUGCCAUUGAGAUGAAUUAUCAUGUUACUUUUUUUUUUUUUUUCCAUAUUAUUUUUGGGGGAAGUUUACCUAGACACCUUGAAGAUUCAUAAAUAUCUCUGUUUUAUUUUUUUUCCCUCAUUAUUAUUGACUAUCAAGUACAACAAGCUUUUCUUUUCUUCUUAUAAAUGACAUUUUAUGAACUUUUAGGUACAUUUCAAAACAUAGCUUUUGUUAUCCCAACAAAAACAAAAUAAGUUAGGUGUGUGUCUAAGCAAACUUUACUACACUUCCCCUAUAAGCUUGUAAUUUAUUGGUCUCAAAUUUCCCAAUUUUUUUCUGCUGAUUUUUUAAUGGACACUUGUGAGUUGAUUAACUUGUAUGUGGUAAGAAUCAGCCAUUUUAAUCUCACUUUUUAUUUGCCCAUAUGUUUGUGCUUAUGUUCUCCCACACAUUGGGUUGGGAAAUUUUAUAAAGUUGAAUUUAUGUUGAAAGUUCAUUCGUAAUUUGUUUAUGAAGUCAUUUUUUAAAAAAUUCCUUGUAAUAAACAUUUCAUGGUUUUUAUGUGUGGAGUAUCAGAAAUAUGCAAAUUUGUGCUUUGUACCUAUUUUAAAAUGAGUCCUACUUGUUAACAUUAUGAAUGUCCAAGAAAUAAUAGACAGAAAAUUGGUCUCACAUUUAAUUUAGUGUGCAUAUGUAUGUGUUAAAGAAUUUCACAGAACCUUCAUCUUGAAAGUAAAUAAAUGUAAAUAUCUUUUAUAAAAAAAAAUUUGAUAAUUUAAAAGAAUAUGUCAUUUCAUUAUGUAUGAUCAACAGGGUGCAAAUAUCCAGAAUGAAUGGGGGGGGGGGAAUUAUAUAAGUAUUUUGAAGGGUUUAAACAGUUAUGGCUAAGUUAUUAAAAUAUAAAAGACAAGUUCAGUGUGAUUUUAAUUGUGAAUUUUAAAAUAAAAUCAGCUUCAACAUUCUUACAUGUUCUUCCAAAUUUCUCAUGUACAUUUUGUUUUACAGCAUAAGAGUACAAAUUUUACAUUUCAGUAUAAACUCAAGACCACAGAUUUGCUUUUUUUUUUUUUUUAAAUCCAAAAGCAUUGCCAACAUUAAUUUAAAUCCUAUUUAACUUCUCUGUUUCAAUAAAUUUUAGGACAAUAACUAAUAAGCAGCUUUGGCUCAUGUACGUUUGUGUGUGCACAAUAAAUUAUUUUUUUUAUCUGAUGAAUAAACAAGAGGGCCUUAAUUUUAAUCCAACAAAAAAAAAAAGUUAUGAUUAGAAAGUUAUUGAAAGUGUGUUGCUUUAUUAGUCAUUUAAAUGUUGACAGUUGAUUAUCACUUUGUAAUGUCAUGUCUGUCCAUAUGCUGUUCUUUUUUUCCCUGCUUCAGAUAUCAACCAAGAUAUUAAGUCAAAUUGGGGCCAUAAGGGCCUAUUAUGAUUAGAUCAAUGUAGAACAGAAUCCCAUAGAAAGUUGUUAAAUUUAGAGCAAGCACAACAAAAAAUAUUGUCAACUCCUAAACCUAAUAACUCCCUGUUGGUGAUAUUAAAGUGUUUUAGUUGCACAAUAUUUCCAGUCAUGCAAAAAAUUAAUAGGUCCUGUUCUGCUAAGAAAAACAUUGGAGAAAAUAAGAUCUGCCAUUGAUAUGACAAGGCAGCAUGGCAAAGUGCGGAUAGUAACUUGUCCAUCUCAGUGUUGCAUACAACUGAUGAUUAUGCAGAUUGAUUCUGUAGACUUUUUUUUUGUAUGUAGAUGAGUUGUGUCCUGAAUCCUCAUCUAAAAUCUACUUUCGACUGCAUAAAUUUUAUUAUAAGCUUUUUUUUCUCUAGUUAAAGUGCCAAGGGGAUCAGAGAUUGUAAAAUUCACUAAUUUAAAUAUCAAUUGCUUUUAAAAAAUCAGGUUAAAUAUUACUUGGAAAAGCUCCAGAGCUAUGGGAAAUAAGUUAUUUUCUCUAUUUUUAUACCCAACUAAUUUCCUGUAUUUAUUUUGGCAAGACUUUUGUUAGGUUAUCUUGUUUAAAUCUUCAGUUCAAUGAAAUAGUAUAUCAGCAAUCUCUUCAAGGAUGGUGAAGUCAUGUUUGUGCAUUUUUUUAAAAAUAUUUAUUUGAUUUAAAAAUCUACUAUUAAGACAGAAAAUCACCAUUGUAGAGCAUUAAUUGAUUUUCUAUAAAUAUAGACAAUUCUUAUUAAUAUUAACUAAGUUCUUUUUGAACUAUGAUACUCAGUUAAUAAUAUUCAACUUUAAUUUGUAGUUCAUCUGAGAUAUUUUUCAUCUGCACACUUAUUAAAUUUGACUUUGUAUGUUACAUAGUGAUUAAUAUAUUUUAAAAAAUUAAGUCCCAUGUUCUUUUUCUGUGUGACUGCAUGUGAUUAAAUGUGAAUGUUUUUGUUUCUGGUCACAGAUAAUUUAAAUAGCUGUAAAUCUUAAACCUGUCAAAUUUUCCCUCAAAAUGCUUUAGCUUAAAAAUUAUGCUUUUACUUGGAGUUUCAUGAUUAUAUUAAAAUUUACUUAGCCAUUUUUAUUAUUUAGACUUAUUUUAUUUAGAUCUUUUUAUACAUUGUAUCCCAACCUUAAAUGGAAAAAUAUUCCAAAGUUGACUCCCAAGUCAGUGCAAAGCAGGCAGGUCCCUGAGGUUACCCAAGUAUCCAAUCAGCAUAAUGUCAACAGAUAUUCCUAUAGUUAGUUAUAGUUAUAGUUAGUUAUCAGGGGUAAAAAUCAGCAGAUAAAUUUAUUUCUGAAAACCGCAAAAGAAAAUAAUAGAAUUGAUUUAGUUGAAUCUAGAUUGAAGAAAAACUUUCUUUAUAAAAAAACAAGACAGUAAUUUAUUUUUUAUCUUGUUGGACAUUAAAAGAAUCUCCUUUAAAGUUUCUUUACUUUGCCAUCUUUUUGUUAUGUGUUAUAUUUCUAAUAAAUAUCAUUCUACUUAUUAUUUCUAAACAAAACUUGUACACACAUACACCAACCUUACACUUGUUAAUUUAUUUUUUAAAGGCAUUUCUCUCUUUGUUAUUAAAGAAAACAAUAUAUAUGUUGAAGUAGGCCUUGCGAUGUAUGAAAUUAUUAGUACAAAUAAUCAAGUUUUGUUAUUUUUCCAAACCCUAAUUGUUUUAUUUUUAUAAUUACACUAUAUAGGAUUACAAAAAUGUUUGUGUGCAUCACACAAAUGUGUAAAUUGACUAUAUAACGUGCAUAGAAUAAAUAUGUAUAUGCCCGAAUGAAGGAUUAUUAAAUUUUCGAAUCCCUAUGUUCAUCUUUAUUUGCCUGGUAUUUAUAAUUUUAUUAUGAAGACAUCUCAUUGUUCAUUAUAAUUCAUCUACCCAUUGUGGGUUUUUUUUGUGUGUGAUCAUAACUAGGGCUUUGGUGAACCAGCUUGUUUCAGACAUGGACAAAUGUUUGCCAAUAGUCUUUCAGAAUGGUUGCAUCCUGUCUGCCAAUGUGUCUCAUGUAAACAUCAAUUUAAGCCAAAUUGUUUUUGACCCAUUUUUUUGGUUUUGUUUUUUUUUUUUUUUUUUUUUUUUUUUUUUUUUUUUUUUUUUUUUUUCGUGGUUUUUUUUUUUUUUUUUUUUUUUUUUUUUUUUUUUUUUUUUUUUUUUUUUUUUUUUUUGUUUGUUUUUUUUUCUCGGUGCUUGCUUUAUUUUCUUCAGUAUCCCCUUUGCAAGUUAAGCAGGACAUUUCAAUUAAUAAUAUGAUUUGAUACUUCUGUAGUGACAAGACAGGUUUCAUGUCAUUGUAUAGUCUGCAGUCAAUUUGAGCAAACAAAAAUAAAUUAAGAAAAUUCUAAGUGCAUUGUGAUUGCUUGGAGGAUGGAUAUUUGUUCCCCCCAUCCCCUUCAUCAUUAUUUUGUUGUAUUUUUAAGGGCCAGGAAGAAGAGUCAUGUGUUCUUACUUGUGUUGCUGCUUUCUUUUGGCUUUCUGUGGGUGCCUGAUGUGAAAUGGUUGAAAAAUAAUGAUCUAUGGUGAUGUGAGAAUGUUCUGUGGCAAGAUAUACACAACUACAUUUGUAAAUGACCAAAUAAAAAAAAAAUCAACUGUUAGUGUUGAA